AUGGUCGUAAUCCCGGCCAACGGACACGAGAGGCGCCGUGUCCUAGUAGACCGCGUGCAUUCAAUCGUGUCAAACCGCGUUCAGAACGGCGACGAGCAGUACCUUGUGCGCUGGACAUCGGACACCUCGACAACGAAACCGCCGCUCAGCUGGCACUCGGUUAAGGACUUAGUGCGAUGCCUAGAGCAGAUCCAGGACUACCUCGAGGUGAGGGAGAAGAACCUACCGCUACCUUCAGACACAAAACCUUCGAGGAAAAGAAAGAGUCCUGAUGGGGGUUCAUCGUGCGAACGCCGCUCUUCACCAUUCGAUCGACGUUUACAAGAGAGUCGUACGCCGUCAGCCUCUCGAUCUUCAUCCGUGUCAUCUGCGGCAACAGUCACGUCUCAAGCCAGUGACAUCUACAACGGCGUUUUGGAUGCUGAUGAAUAUGGCCAUGUCUUCUGUAGACAAGCCGCAGGUCAUGACAUACCCGAACUUGACAUUCGUAGCGUGCCCACGCCGGAGAUGAACCGCAUUGCGCAUCGUUCGAGUGUAGACAAAGCACUUAUGUACAUCCGCAAUGAAUAUGUCCGGAGACUAGCAAAAGUACCAGGCAAACCCAUUCACUUGUUCAAUGUGGUCGACAAAGCCACUCCCUCACUGCGCUUCCGGUACAUCUCCGAAUAUGUCCUAGAUGAGCAACAAGGUGUCUACCGCGCGUCACUAGAAACACAGCAAGGCUGCUCACAGUGUUCACCCCACAUGGGUCGUGACAUCGGAUGCGAAUACACAAAGAAGUGUGACUGUCUGGAAUACGCUGCAGUGGAUGAGAGCCGCCUCGAUGAAGAAAGAAAGCGGGAAUACCAACUUGCGCUCGAGAAUGGAGAUUCAACAAUGGGCUUUCCGAAGAAAUUCCCUUACUUCGCCGAAGGCACGAAACGAGAGAAGACCGGCUGUCUCGUACCCUUUUACCUUAACUCCCGUCGUCCAAUCUACGAGUGCAAUGAUAAGUGCAACUGCGGCCUCAAUUGUCGCAACAAGAACGUCCAAUUCGGGCGUCAGGUUGAAGUGGAAAUCUUUAGAGCGAAUGACGGGCGUGGCUGGGGUCUCCGCUGCAAACAAGAUCUCCACGAAGGCCAAUUCAUCGACACUUACCGCGGCGAAGUCAUAACAGAUGCCGAAGCCACGCGCCGCGAAACCUCGUCGUCAAAAGCAAAAGCGUCCUAUCUGUACUCGCUCGACAAGUUCGCUGAGUCAGAAGGCCUCAAAGAAGAAGAUCUCUACGUUGUGGAUGGCGAGUUCAUGGGCGGACCGACGAAGUUCAUCAAUCACUCAUGUGACCCUAACUGUCGGCAAUACACUGUCUCGUACAACAAGCAUGAUCCGAGAGUUUAUGACAUCGCGUUCUUUGCACGAAGGUUUAUCCCCAAGGGCGAGGAAUUGACGUUUGAUUACCUUGAUAAGGAAGAGGGGGAGGAGAUGGAUGAGCCGGGUGAGGGGGCGCUUCCUUGUCUUUGCGGGGCGAAGAAUUGCCGCAAGUGGCUGUGGACGUGA
Molecule: messenger RNA, 1536 nt
Organism: Alternaria novae-zelandiae
Lineage: Eukaryota; Fungi; Ascomycota; Dothideomycetes; Pleosporales; Pleosporaceae
Exons: 5
Coding region: 1-1536 (511 amino acids)
Cellular component (GO): nucleus
Molecular function (GO): histone methyltransferase activity; zinc ion binding; protein binding
Source: RefSeq, a predicted model, not a curated record